UGUCAAGGAUUUAUUUGUUGACAUUUUGAAAUUUCCAAGAUUGCUUUGAUUUGCUUUAUCCUUGUAGUAGAUCACUUUAUCCUUGUAGUAGAUCACUGUUGGCUAUUUAAAUCUCGUCGUUUGUUGGGUCAUGAGUUCACCUUCUUUCUUGCUUUGGGUUUCAAUGUUCUUGGAUUUUCUUUGGACUAAUUCUUGUGUUUGUCUUGGCUAACUGACAGAUUUAAGAUUUGGGUGAUCACGGCUAUACUUCAUUUUGAACAAGCUAGUUGUUUUAUUAUCUUCUGGCUUGGAUGUGUAGCAUGUGUCACUAUUGUGGUGCCCAACUGCCUGAAUCUGAGUAUGAAAAGAAGAAACAAGGGAAUGAGAAUGCUUUAAAAUUAAAUGGUGAAGGGAACAAUUGGUCUUGUAGAUUUUGUCAAGAGAAGCUUGCGCAAGAACGUGUAAAGCGGGAUGGUUGGAAUCCUCUAUCGCCAAUGGUCAGUCCAACAACUUCGUUGUCCAGCACCGACAGAUCUGUCUCAAACUGCAGUGAUUUUUCAGUUGAUCUAAAUUCAUAUGACCGGGGGAGUCAAGAAGAAGGUGCAGUAGAUAAAGCUCAGGAGGAUGCCAGUCAUGCGCUGAAUGGCCAACUGCAUAAGUCAAGAUUGGAAGCUCCUGUAAAUGGAGUGAAUGGAUUGUAUAAGGAGACUGAGAACAACGUAGAGGAAAAGCUUAAUGGCAGUGACAGAGACAUUGUGAGGGACAUAGAAAUUAUGCACACUGUUAAUGGUCAAGAAACAAAAGAUAAUUCCACUCAGAGUCCUGUUGAAUCCUUUAAUGUAGGAAAUGAGAUUUCUAGUCCUGGUGAUGAUGAAGUGGAUGCUCAAGUUUGGGAGCCUCCUGAAGCAGAGGACCCUGAAGAUGAUCUGGAAGGUAGCGUGGCUUGUAAUGAUGAUGAUGAUGAGUGUGGUGAUGGCACUAAAUGGGGCAAGCCAAGUUCUUUGAGUUGCUGCAGGGAUCAAGGCAGUGGGAGCUAUAAGUUCAGAGAAGAAAAACAAAAGGCAAUGGAGGAGGCUGUAAAUGGGAAAUUUAAGGCCAUUGUGAGUCAACUUCUUAAAACUGUUGGUGUUGCCUCUAUGGGGAAUGAUUGUGAGAGUUGGGUGGAUAUCGUUAGUCUUUUAGCAUGGGAGGCUGCUUCAUUUUUGAAGCCUGAUGCAAUUGAUGGGAAAGGAAUGGAUCCUAAUGGUUAUGUGAAAGUGAAAUGCAUUGCAACAGGCUCUCGCAGCGAAAGUCAAGUAGUCAAGGGCUUAGUCUUCAAAAAGCAUGCUGCUCACAAGCACAUGUCAACUAAUUACAAGAACCCAAGGUUGCUGCUGAUCCGAGGUGUGCUUGGUCAGUCUUCAAGUGGGUUAUCAUCAUUUAAAUCAAUGGAUUUAGAAAAGGAUAAUCUGAAAUCUCUAAUGGACAUGAUAGACAUGUGCCAUCCAAACGUGGUUUUAGUAGAAAAAUCUGUAUCUCGUGAUCUCCAGGAAUCUAUCCUUGCAAAAGGAAUCACGCUGGUCUACGAUAUGAAACUUCAUCGACUGGAAAGAAUUGCUCGUUGUACUGGUUCACCAAUUUUAUCAUCUGAUACUUUGAUUGGUCAAAAGUUAAAUCAAUGUGACUCAUUCCAUAUUGAAAAGUUUGUGGAGGAACAUAAUGGAUUAGGUGAAGGGGGGAAAAGGCCAAGUAAGACAUUAAUGUUCAUUGAGGGCUGUCCUACACACCUAGGUUGCACUAUUUUGUUGAAGGGAAGUCAUAGUGAUGAAUUGAAGAGGAUCAAAUGCGUGGUGCAGAUAGCAGUUAUAAUGGCUUAUUUUUUGAUUCUUGAGACUUCAUUUCUUGUUGACUGGAAAGCGAUGUUCUCAACGAUUCUGUUACCUGGUGAGGUUAAUUUAUCAUUGAAGAAUAACUACCCUUCUGUUUUAGGCACCAGUGAUUCUAGCAUUCCUUGUGUUGAGCAGUCUAAUUCUGAAACUGGGCCAUCUACUCUUGAUAUUCCUAUUUCUAAUGGAUUCAGCGAAGAAGUUUCAGACAAUUUAAACAUGGGAUUAGAUGACAAUUCCAUGUCUUAUGUACGAUACAACCCUGUCAUUUUUUCUGGGUUUUCCUCUCUUUCAGCCUCUCUCAAAAAAGUUAUAGGGGACAGUUUACCUCUUGCCUCUGCUGUUCCAUAUCAUUCCCUGGCUAAUUACUUUGGCUUCAAUGGAAAAGAAGGUAAUAGUCAGAGCACAGAAGAGGUUCCAGUUUUGAAAAAUUCAGAAGUUUCUGAACAUUGUGAUAUGGAAUCUAAGGGUAGUUUUGAUGAAGAAAAAUCACUUGAUAAAACAGAACCUGAGUCUUUGAUGUCUCACAGUGAACCUGUGGACAGAGUAAAAGAUGUUGACGAUAAAGAUGACAAAGUAAAAGAUGUUGACGAUAAAGAAGACAAAGUAAAAGAUGUUGACGAUAAAGAAGAUCAAGUUCAGAGUAAGGAUGAUGUCAAUGCAGUGUUGGAGUCUCAAAGUAUUUUGGUUUUGAUGUCAAGCCGGAAUGCCUUAAAAGGGACUAUAUGUGAGCAAAGCCAUUUUUCUCAUAUCAUGUUCUACAGGAAUUUUGAUGUUCCUCUUGGAAAGUUUCUUCGGGAUAAUUUACUCAAUCAGAAACGCCAAUGCACCACUUGUGGAGAACUUCCAGAAGCUCAUUUUUACUACUAUGCACAUCAUAAUAAGCAGCUUACAAUACGAGUUAAAAGACUUCCAAAGCUUUUGCCUGGAGAAGCCGAAGGAAAACUUUGGAUGUGGAGCCGCUGUGGUAAAUGUAGAGAGAAGAAUGGAGGCCAGAAAUGUACAAAGAGAGUCUUGAUUUCUACUGCUGCACGGUGUCUGUCCUUUGGAAAAUUCUUGGAGCUGAGCUUUUCUUACUACUCUUCAUUUGGCAGAUCAUCCUGCUGUGGCCAUUCUUUAGAGAGGGACUAUCUCUACUUCUUUGGACUAGGCCCAAUGGCAGCAAUGUUCAAAUACUCUCCGGUUACAACUUCCACUGUGUCUCUGCCACCUCAGAAGCUGGAGUUCAGCCAUUCAAUUAGAUAUGAUUGGUUGAAGCGAGAAUUUGAAAACGUGUAUUCAAAAGGGAGAUUGCUCUUCAGUGGCAUUGCAGACACUUUGAAGAAGUUAAGAACUCAAUUUGAAGGUUCUGCUUUGAACCUUCGAGGGACACUAAAAGAAUUCUCUGCUAUUGAAGACAUGUUGAGGCAGGAAAGUUCUGAGUUUGAGGCAAGCUUUAAAAAUGCUGCUGCUGCUAAGAAUGAAAAUGCAGGCAAGGCUGGUUACAGGUUUCUUAGCUUAAAUCGAUUAUUAUGGGAACUUCUUCUUGAAUCAUGCAUUUGGGAGCGGCGGCUGCAUUCACUGGUUUUGCCUGGUCGAUCAUUUGUUUGCACUGGUGCUAUUGAGAAACCAGAGCACAGCCAGUUGAAGUCAAAGAUGAGUUGUACCUUUGAUGGAAAAAAUGGGGAGACUGAAAUUGUUUUGGGAAACAACAGUGGCCAUGUGAAAGAUGGUAAUUUUGUUGAAGAAAAUGGAAUUUCGAUGAAAGAAAUUCCAGUUGAUGGUCCUGUGCAAGAAUCUGGAGUACAAGAUCAUUUGGAUAAUUCAUUUCCUUUUGCUGCAGUUGAGAGGUCAAACAUGGAUGGUUUGAAUCAGGCCACAUCAUCCCACCCUGAGCUAUUGUCGAGACCCAAUGGUUCUUCCCAUUAUUAUUCUGGCAAUAGUAAUUGCCCAGCAGAUGAUAUUGCUUCUUCUGGGGAUUUGGAAGUGGAAAGGACAAUUCCAAUUGCCUCAGAUAUUGGAAACAGUGAUUCUUUUGUUGAUUCAGAUGUAUCUAAAAGGGGUACAUCUCUGCAUUCACUGGUAGCCAGUUUAGAAAACUCAAGUACCUGGUUUUGGAUGCCGUUUUCCGAAAUUCGUCAGAUAUAUUUGGAGGAUCUUGAGAGAGGUUUCAUGCCCAAAUAUCAGUCAGGUAGUAACUACAUACAGGAACACAUAUCUGCAGCCUAUCAACUAAUCAGUGAGGAAGGACCAAGGUUGCACAUCCCUCUUGGAACUGAAAAUUAUAUUGUGAGAGACUAUGAUGGUGAACUGUCUAGUAUAAUUGCUUGCUCUCUGGCAGUGUUGAAAGAUUUAAAUGUUUCAGUUGAGGUUUUUAACGAGGAUGGUCUUAAAGAGGGUGGAACAUUUGUGAAAGCGACUGAUAACUUACAUAUCCUGACUCGAAUGCCUUCACGUUGGUCUUCAAAUAGUUCUUCUGAUGCAGAUUCGUUCCAGUCUACAUCGAGUGUUUCUCUAGAGGAGUCACGCUUCUCAAGCUUUGAUGGGUUCAAUUUUUUGGAAUCUCUGGUUUCUCCUGAGAAUGUUAGCCCUGAAGUCUCUCUUGGGGUUACAAAAUCUCUUGGAAAGGGUAAAUAUUCAGUAAUUUGUUUAUAUGCAAAGCAGUUCCGUGAUCUUCGGAGUCAGUGCUGCCCAUCUGAGAUAGAUUAUAUCGCUUCUCUCAGUCGUUGUAUGAACUGGGAUGCUAAAGGUGGAAAGAGCAAAUCCUUCUUCGCUAAAACACUGGAUGAUAGACUGAUUAUAAAGGAAAUCAAAAAGACCGAAUUUGACUCAUUUGUUAAGUUUGGUCCUCAUUAUUUCAAGUAUAUGAAUGACUCAUUUGAGUUGGGAAACCAAACUUGUCUAGCUAAGGUUUUGGGGAUUUAUCAGGUGACAAUUAGAAAUACAAAACCUGGAAAAGAGACGAGGCAUGAUCUGAUGGUUAUGGAGAAUCUUUCCUUUGGUCGAAACAUUAUUCGUCAGUAUGAUCUUAAAGGUGCUCUACAUGCUCGAUACAAUUCAGAUGCUGAUGGUGCAGGAGAUGUUCUAUUAGAUCAAAACUUUGUAAAUGACAUGAAUAGAUCUCCACUAUAUGUUAGUAAUAAAGCAAAGCGUCUUCUGGAACGUGCUGUUUGGAAUGACACAACUUUCCUUAAUUCAAUCAAUGUAAUGGAUUAUUCUUUACUUGUUGGGGUAGAUAGCCAGCGGCAAGAGCUUGUAUGUGGGAUUAUUGAUUAUCUUAGGCAGUAUACAUGGGACAAACAACUCGAAACUUGGGUCAAAUCUUCUCUGGUUGUUCCGAAGAAUUUGUUACCGACAGUCAUCUCUCCGAAAGAGUACAAGAAAAGGUUCAGGAAGUUUAUGGCUAUACAUUUCUUGAGUGUCCCAGAUAACUGGUGCUCUCAGAGAUCGUCUGACCCUUGUGCACUCUGCGGGUUAAAUGGGAUUUCUCACUAGUUGGAUCAUUAUUUUUACUGUAAAUAGACUUCCAUCACAGUUAUAUGUAAAGUCAGCCCCCCAUUUGUUUAGCGAUUUUUAGCAAAUUUAUGGGGAUAGUUUUGCAUGUGUGGGUCUACUUUGGACCAGUUUGAAAUGCUUGUGAAUUUUGUAAAGUCCAUUGAGAAAGUGUAUAGAGCCGCGAAACUGGCUAUUUUUAAUCAAUGAAAAGUUGCUGACA
Molecule: messenger RNA, 5538 nt
Organism: Jatropha curcas
Lineage: Eukaryota; Viridiplantae; Streptophyta; Magnoliopsida; Malpighiales; Euphorbiaceae
Gene: FAB1D
Product: FORMS APLOID AND BINUCLEATE CELLS 1A
Biological process (GO): phosphatidylinositol phosphate biosynthetic process
Cellular component (GO): endosome membrane
Molecular function (GO): ATP binding; 1-phosphatidylinositol-3-phosphate 5-kinase activity
Source: RefSeq, a predicted model, not a curated record